AUCGUUCAGAACGAUCAUUCUUCUUUAAAUCAACAACAUUACCACCUGGAACACAAGUUGAUCAUAUGCAAUCUCAAUUAACUGAUGAUGGUCAAUUAAAAAUUGAAGCACCAUUUGUUGAACCAAAAGAAGCUCCAAAGUCCAUUGAAGGUCAAAAACAAUAG
This is a messenger RNA of Rotaria sp. Silwood1, 164 nucleotides long. NCBI's taxonomy places the organism in Eukaryota, Metazoa, Rotifera, Eurotatoria, Philodinida, Philodinidae. The record is from the annotation of a GenBank genome assembly.